Molecule: messenger RNA, 2688 nt
Organism: Ruditapes philippinarum (Manila clam)
Lineage: Eukaryota; Metazoa; Mollusca; Bivalvia; Venerida; Veneridae
Product: clathrin light chain A-like
Exons: 5
Coding region: 1-492 (163 amino acids)
Biological process (GO): clathrin-dependent endocytosis; intracellular protein transport; clathrin coat assembly
Cellular component (GO): postsynaptic endocytic zone cytoplasmic component; clathrin coat of coated pit; clathrin coat of trans-Golgi network vesicle
Molecular function (GO): structural molecule activity; clathrin heavy chain binding
Source: RefSeq, a predicted model, not a curated record
AUGGCUGACUUUGACGAAUUUGAGAACCCUGCUCCUCAACAAUCAGAGGACGAUCCAGCUGCAGACUUUUUAAGCCACUCAACAAACAUAAAACAAUAUUGGCAAAAUAUUUCAGGGGCUGAUUUUGAUCCAUUUGGAGGUGCUGGAGAACAAACAGGAGGCUCACCACAGCCAACAGAUGACUUUACUGGGGGAGAUUUUACUGGAGGUGAAACAGCCCAGUUUGACUCUACUGGUGACAUGGGUGAAACUAAUGAACAAGAUACAGGGGCAAAUGACGCAUACUCUGCCAUAACUCAGGUAGACAAACAACGGGCUGAACCCGAGAAGAUUCGUCUAUGGAGAGAAGAAAACACACGCAGAAUCGCAAAGAAAGAUGAAGAAGAAGAGAAACGUGUUAAAGAAUGGAGAGAUAUAGCAAAGAAGGAAUUAGAUGACUGGUAUAAACACCACGAGGAGCAGUUGACCAAGACCAAAGAGAACAAUCGGUAAAUUUCAUUCUUGUUUUUUAUGCUCAUACUUUCUGCUGUAGAAUAGUUGAAGUUGGCUACUUACAUUUUUGGCUACAUUUUCCUAUGAGUAAAAUUGGUUAACCUGUGGUGUAAAGGCAGAUUUUUAUUUUAAACUUGAAUUUGUGGGUAAUAUUUUAGAAUUUUUUUUGAGAGAGAAAAAAAGGCUGUUUAAUUUGUCAGUAUGUUAAUAAUUAAAUACAGAAUACUUGCUUGACCAAUUGAUGUGAAAAUUAUGUAAGAAAAACUAUAUAAAAGAGAUGCUUAAAUGAUAAUUAUAUAUUCAAAAGGAUAUUUGAGGGGGAAAAAUCCAUUGUUACCAAGUAAAAAUGUAUGAUGUAGAAUUUAUGUAUGAUUUUAAAUGACUAUUUACCAAGCAUCAUUGCCUUGACAGAUUCCUUCCCCAUUCUUUAUUAUUGCUUUAAGUGGCCGCUCACGUAAUGUGUGGAAAGCUUUUAGCAGAGUUUGCGAUACAUUUUGGAAAUGCUUCCUUUGAUAAUGUUGUGUGACUAUGCGAAUGUCAUGUGAAUACAUAGUUAACUGACUUAUAGUAAUCUACUUUUUUUGCAAUACUAACAUUGGACAAUUGGAGCUGAAUAACAUUUGGUUUCAUUGGCUUUAUAACAGAAUAAACUUUGUUUCCGGCCAAUUUUUCCGCAAAAGGUAGAUCCAUAUCAACAUUUUGAAAGAUUCUGAUCAAGUCAUUUGUUGUUUUCUUUAAAGUUUUGUAUUGGAGUAGGGGGUAGGGUAUGGAAUUCAGCAAUUCAUGUUUGACAAAAAUUAAACAAGUUAUCAAACUUUUUAGAAAGAAAGAAUUUGGUUCCUUCAUAAAUAUUUAUUCUGCUAGUGCGUAAACUUUUUUUUUCAAUCUUUAAGGAUAAAUGAUAAAAAGCCCAUCUAAUGCAAAUGUAAAAUAGGGUAAAGUAGCCCAAAAUAACAUAAAAGAUAAGUGAACCAAUAAUGGGAUCAUGAAAGUGUAAAUUAAACUACAUUUAUCUAUCAAAGUGUCAGUAUGGAUCUAUCUCUGGAAAAUGAUUCCAUUGGUUUGUACUAAUUUCUACAUUUCCACCUUAACAAGUUUUUCUUCAUAUCCCCAUCUAGCAAUGGACCGUAAGUUACCAAAACUAUUGUACACAGUUCUCUAGAGAUUAUUAAACAAAUGUUACAUGUUGGUGUUGUGCAUUAAUAUACAUUAGGUCCAAAGUUAUAAAACUUGAGAAAAGAAAAUUUUGAGAUUGGAAACCAGUCUGGGUAUCAAGCAAUAUGAUUGGUUCAUUGAAUGCAUAGAUUUGAAAUGGACCAAUGGUAAGGCUCCACUUUGUUGACUGGUCUCUGUCUCUAAUUUUAUAACCUUGGACUUGUAUGCUAGUCAUAGAACAAAGUUUGUUUUGAUUUGAAACACAUUUUUCAGAGUUUAUAGCAGUUCUAGGUAAUAUUUGAGGGAAUGUAAAAAAAAAGGAGUGGGUUUUAUUCAAAUUUCAAUAGUCCAUAUCAAAGUCUGUGCACUUGGAAAUGAGUUUGGGAUUUCUUUUUUAUCAAAUGUUAAAAAUUUUUGGUGUAAGCAAGUAGAUAAACUUUUAAGUUGUUUUUCGUGUGCUUAAAGACCAUCUCUUCAAUCCAAUUCAUUCUAACAAUAGUAGUGUUAUGUGUGCUAUAUUUGUAGUGUUCUGUCUUUAAUUCUUAGUGCUUCUAAGGGUGAAGGACUUACUAUUUAGCUUUUGUUUGAAGCAAACUGCCUAUAGGCAAAAUAUGGUUGUUUACAAAUUUCAAAAAUGUUUUCAUUACAUAAUUCAGAGCUGUAGUUUUAAGGCUAAGAACAUUUACAAAAUUUUGUGGUGAUAAAUUAAUAUAACUGCAUGUACAAUGACAUUUGAAGUUCAGUCUCUAUCUACCUAUUUUUUAGGUCUGUCUUGUGAAUAUGGAGACUAGCUGUUGUAUGCUCAUUGACAUUUAACUGAAUUUGGAACUAACUGAUGUUUACUUAAGGAAUUUCAUUAUCAAAGCAAUUUAUAUAGAAUCUGAUUAAUGCAAUAUCUAGACUGGCAGUAUAUUGGCUGGACUACAGGCUGGUCUGGCAAUAAAGUAGUGACAAAGGCAUAAAUUAGCUAGUAAGCACAUAAAAGUUUGGUAAAUGCAUUUUUCUUUUCAAAGACCUAUUGUUUUUAAGUGCAUUGUAUUA